AUUCAUGCCCAUCAACCGAACUCGCCAGUUUGGCUACCGCUGUCAGGUGUGAGUGAUGAUGCGAAAUUUGGUUUGCUGCCAAAGUUAAGAAUCUAUAAUUGUGAUAUUUACCAUCCGGGCAGCACGCCAAUUCAAGCGUAAUUACUGCGCUUUUUAUGAGAAGCGCAUCGAUAAAACAAGAAAAUAGAUAGGACUACGAGCCGAAAAGCCCGAACAAGAAGAAUGGUGUGGUAUCGUCAGACUUCAUUAGGUGUUAGAACCUGGGGCAAAACUUGGGAGUAGAUUACGCGUGCUGACUCACUAUUACGGAAGUGCUCUCAGGGAUGAUAAGCAAAAUGUCGGUGGAAGAGACCGAGUUUGACUCAUUCAACAACAACUCUAGCAGUAGGAAGAUGGUGCUAAGUGAAGUCAGAAUAACUAAGGGCAAAUCAUGGCGAGCGGCUCGCGUUGCGCUCGUCGUUGCCGCUAUCCUUGCAAUCACAGGCAUUGUGUGCAUAGCUCUGGGGGCCGUCCGCCUCGACAGGGCUAAGGGGAUGAGCACAGGGGGGCAGCCUGUGGGCGUGGUUUGCGAGUCCUCGCGGAGGAAUCUCACCGAGGGUGGGGCGAGCGGGCGAGAGGAUCCCUGCGGGCCCUCUGAAGAGCUGGCUAAGUCGGGGCUCCUACGUUUUCUAGCCAAAGUCGAGGAGAAUUAUUACAUUCACCAUCCGUUCGAAGUGCCCUACAAGUACGGCAUCAGCCGUGUCGAGGUCAAGAGGACGUUUUCUCCAUUUAACCCUUCGCCUGAGGCCAUCCAAGCGACAACAGACAAAGCACAGGCGCUCCUGCGCGAGCUCGAUAGCAUCACGGUAGACAAGCGCUUGCUUAAGCCGCGAGAAGAGAUGGUGCUUGCCAAGACAAGACACUUCUUGGAACAUAACUUUGGCAGCGCUUAUGAUAACAGCUACUACACAGGCGAAUGGAUGCUAGGACCAAGCCGGUUUUGCUAUAUGCAAAGUUUCUCCGAGUUACAAUGGACCUUCCGGGCACUCAUGUUCCGGAUUCGACCAAGAAGCAUGGAUGACAUGGAAUACAUAAUCGAUAUGAUGAGAGAGUACGGCAAGGGAAUUGAUCAGUACCGUAAAAAUAUCAAACUCGGAGUCAAAGCCGGAAUGGUUAACUCAAUUGAAGAAUGUACAGUAGGGUACGACUGCCUAGCCCGAUAUUUCCCUGAGAUCAGUCCAACACUCACUCCUCAAGAUAUCCUUAAGGAAUCGUUCAUCGGUUCCCUGCUAGGUGCUAGAAUACUGUCUGAGACGAAGAACAUGUCUUCUUUCUAUUGGACUAAGAAGUACAAGAAGUCCUUGGCGAGAUCACUUAGGGAGGCGGCGGUCAUACAUCUCGGCGUCCCAUUGGUUGAGUUAUUCCGGUACCUAUCCGGGCAGCACAGGGUACACUGUCUGCCGAGUAACGCAUCCAGCGGGCUAGCCUCGCGCCCUGUUCCCUUUGUAUUUUACCACGGACAACCCAACCGGUCUGAGUCAACUACCCAGCGACUUCCAAGCCAUCACCCGCUAAACGGGAAGAAAGCUUACGAGCGUAUCCUUAGAUAUUUCACGACGACCAACAUGACGCCGGACGCUGUUCACCAGGUCGGAUGGAAGGCGCUGCGCUCAUAUUACGCCGAGGCUGUGCAGACCGCGCGAGAAUAUACCGGCAUACACAACGACUCGGAGGCCAUCGCGGAGUUUCGCGUCGUUAUCAACUCGUCCGACAUGUUCUACAAUGACAAGCCUUUCCCUGCGAACGAGUCUGAUGCGCGAGCUCAUAGACUGUGCUCCAAUGACGUAGCCGCUGCGUUCUACUGCCCCACGCGAUACGCCGCGCUCAAAGAGUGGUUCAAGUCAUCGUUCAGCACCCUGAGCAUGAUUCAGCCUCGCCUGCUGCGAAUGUUUCACUGGAUGGUGGGUCCACGCAAGACCACGCCUGUCUGCCCUGUAGCUAUGGCGACCAGCUUCGAGCCUAGCAACGGUGCGCAGAGCUACCGGUCGUCGGGCUACACCUGUCGGUUUCCUGCCAGGUACUACCUGCCAUUUUUCCUGGACAGAAUGGGACCAAAGUACUCGGAAUGGACGGUCAACGCGCACGAAGCCAUGCCUGGUCACCAUGUCCAGUCUCAGGGGUAUUUUGAGAACUUCAGGGACACAUGUAAACCGCUGUUGGCAGCGUUGAGCCGCAAACAAUACGCGUACACCGCAUACUCUGAGGGGUGGGGCUUGUACGCUGAGAACCCACUUAUCGCCGCGGACGCAGAUGUGUACCAAGUCAACAAACUACAAAAAUUCGGGAUGCUCAAAUGGCAAAUAUGGCGCGCCCUUCGUCUUAUCGUCGAUACUGGUCUGCAUCACAAAGGCAUGACCCGUCAGAAGGCACUCCAACUGUUUAGCCAUUACGCCUGGGACGACAGCGAUGUCGCCGAGAAAGAGGUGACGCGGUAUCAGAGCGGUCCGGGACAAGCCACGGCAUACAUGAUCGGACAGCGUGCUAUCAUCCAAAUGAGAGAGAAGGCAACGCAGAAACUCAAAAGCAAGUUUGACCUGGAAGACUUCCAUUACUACUUUCUCUCUCAAGGGCCAGCACCUUUGAGCUUUGUCGCUGAGCAGAUCGACAAGUUCGCUGAUUGUGAGCUUGGUCACGAUGUCCCAGGCUGUGGCAUGAGACUCGGUGAUAACAGACCGCGUCCGCUGAUGACUAGGGAGGAGAAAGUACAGGAGUACUUGGAACAUGAGCUGAGUGCUCCGCAUAUCCACGAGCUAUAAAAAUAUCAUAUGCGCAAAAGGGUGCGGGCGGGCCUAUACUCAGAUAAACUAAUUUUUUAAUUAAAAUAAUUAAUAACUGCU
Nematostella vectensis (starlet sea anemone) is the source of this 2876-nucleotide messenger RNA. RefSeq lists its product as uncharacterized. NCBI's taxonomy places the organism in Eukaryota, Metazoa, Cnidaria, Anthozoa, Actiniaria, Edwardsiidae. The coding region runs from base 324 to 2795 and encodes 823 amino acids. The transcript is spliced from 8 exons. The record is from RefSeq and is a predicted model, not a curated record.